UACGCGUGACUAGCGACGGAUAUAUGCCUUGAAACAUAGGUACCAUAGUAGUAAUAGAUUUUGCAAUAAGUGUGCGAACAGAAGCUUCCUUAACUGAAAUCAUCCUAGUUCCAGAAAAUUUUACCUAAAAAUUAAAACGGAAUCUGAUAGAACGUCCAAAUAAACGGAGACGAAAAUUUCGCCUAGUUACUUCUAUAGAUGCAGUAAGCAAUUGCUGUGGCGUGAAUUUCACUCCAGAUCUACAGGAAUUUUAUUGCGAAUCUUCCACCGCGUACGAAGAAUGUCAAGAAUAAAGGAGACUGCUUUACAUGCCCAUGCUCAUGCUUGUGGAUAAGCUCGACUUUUGCGUAUUAUGCCGUCUGUACGACACGCAUCCCUGUGAGGCUUCGUAAGCUUAGCUAGCACGUCGGGGCGAACAAAGACAAAGAUAGAAAGGUUCGACAUGAUUUACUUACAGUGAGAAUUAGGGCUGAGACAGUUGUUAUAAUGAAAUAGAGGAAUCGGUCCCUCGCGUUGACCACGCCGACCGGCUCGUUUUGUUUGUAACGAAAAGGUUCAUCAGUGUAUGUCAAAGGUUUCGUCUUGGCUACAUCAAUGGAACCCACGUAAUUUCGCCGAUCCUGCCCCCAGUAUUCAAAAUGCCCGGCGGAAGCUGUCCGUCUCCAGUGCCCCCGCGGCCACUGUCCCCUUCGGCUAAGAAAGAAUUAAAUGGUGGUUUGGAACGAGGCCUGGUCCUUCUUGUGUUGAUCUUGACCGUUCUCUGUGGACUCAUUCUUCUAUUGCUCAUCAGGGCAUCGCAUAUGGAAGCUUACAUAGCCCAACGACAGAGUGAAUUAAAAGACACGACUUCGAUUCCAUCUAUCUUUGAAUCAACUAUAGCACGAACCGGCAGGGGCGAACGCCAUGGAGAGAACUCGUCCUUUCGUACGACAGAACUGUGCUUGAGCCCUGAAUGCAUUUACGCGUCGUCGUCAAUAUUGCGUUCAAUUGAUCCGUCUGUCGAUCCGUGCCAGGAUUUCUAUCAAUUUGCGUGUGGCCGCUGGCCGAUUCAUCAUCCAUUAAGGCCAGACACAAGCAAUUUGGAUACUUUAACAUUGCUAAAAAAUGAUAUGCGUCAAGUUUUUAAAGAACUCCUCGAGGCUCCUAUGACCAAAGAUGAUAGUAGUUCCACAACCCAAGCCAAACUGCUGUACAAAUCUUGCAUGAAUGAGACUACUGCCGAAAGGCUACGAGAAAAGCCCUUGUUGUCACUCCUUGAGCGUCUGGGACUUCGAUGGCCAUUGGUUGACCCUUUGCAAUAUACAACAGAAAAUGAAUUGAAUAACACAUCUUCAGAGUCUCCCUAUAUCUCGUUACCAACUUCGAACAAGCGCAGAUCUCUACCUGAUCGAAGUUUAAAUGAGAACUUUCUCAACACGUUUGAUUGGCACCGAUCUCUCGGUUAUCUCCGCCAGAUGAAACUCGAGACCUUUUUUAUGAUUUUCUCGCAGGCUGAUCAGCAGAACUCUUCCGCGACGAUCCUUCAGAUUGACCAGAAUGAGCCAUCAGUGCCAUACGUAGACCUUAAUUCGGCAAGAGGGCGGCGCCAGAUCAAGGCUUACCAUACAACAAUGGUGUUAGCUGCGGAGCUGCUAGGAGCUAAUCGGACGCAAGCCGUCGUCGACAUGAAAGACGUUGUCAUAUUUGAACUGCGCAUGCGUACGUUCAUGGAGCCAAGUGAAGAACGACGCAACUUCACGGCUAUCAACCACCGUAUGACACUGGGCCAGCUGGACGCAUUCGUUCCGCACCUACGUAUCAGAAAGCUCUCGUCAGUCGUUUUUCAAAAACAGUUUGACCCGGAUGAACGGCUUGUAGUCUAUGCGCCAAACUACCUGAAAAAGCUGAAUGAGCUUUUAAAGUCAACACCAAAGAAGACAGUGGCUAACUACAUGGGCUGGAGAGUCGUGUACACGUUAAUGAACUUCAUGGAUAAACGUUUCGUGACUCUGCGGCAGCGUUACGCCAAUAUUCUCGCAGGAACAAGUCAUCCGAUUCCACGGUGGCGCCUCUGCGUGACUCUCGUAAACCUCAACCUGGGCAUGGUAACGGGAGCUAUGUUCGUGACGAAUCACUACACAGCCUUCAUGAAAUCCUCGGCUGAGUCUAUGAUACGAGACAUUCGAACAGCAUUUCUGAAACAAUUGGAUGACCUCGACUGGAUGGAUAGCAAAACCAAAGCUGCCGCAAGGCAUAAGGCAAUUAGCAUGCGAUACAAGGUCGCCUACCCUGAAGAAAUAUUAGAUCAGAACUGGCUCGAUAAGGAACACCAGUUGAACUUCUCAGCGGAUGAUGUGUUUACUAACAUCCUAUUGGUAAGCCGGUUCCGCUAUUCGAAGGAGCUUGAAAGAUUUGGCAAGCCCAAUGACCUCAAACGCUGGAUAAUGAACCCUGGAACUGUGAAUGCUUUCUACACAAGAACUGGUAACUUUAUUACAUUGCCCGCUGCCAUUCUUCAACCACCAAUGUUUCAUCCGAGCUACCCAGCCGCGAAGAACUACGGCGGUAUAGGAGUUGUCAUCGGACACGAGAUCACACAUGGCUUCGACGAUAAGGGCCGACAGUUUAAUGGAUUAGGUAAUCUUGCACAAUGGUGGCAACCCGAAGCGUUGCGAAAGUUUUCGGAUAAGGCCCGCUGCAUGGUCGAGCAAUAUUCAUCCUAUAAGGUCCACGAGGUCGACAUGAAAGUGAACGGAUUCAAGACACAAGGCGAAAACAUUGCAGAUAACGGAGGACUUAAGCAAGCAUAUGCAGCCUUUCGACAACGUCAGGCUGUCAGUGGAUCUGCCCAUAUUCGCCUACCUGGAGUAAAUUUCACCGAUGACCAGCUAUUCUUUGUCACAUAUGCACAGAUCUGGUGUGGUGUUUCUACUCUGGAGCGUGCCAUCAAUGAAGUCCGGUUCAGUGAUCACACAGCGCCAAAAUACAGAGUAAUUGGCGUAUUGUCUAACUCGGCCGAGUUCUCAUCCGCGUUCAGAUGCCCUACUACAUCUCCAAUGAACCCCACAAAUAAGUGCAGUGUUUGGUAGAAUUGACCCAAGUGAGCUAAAGUGAACCUCUAAAUAUUGGUGGAUCAUAAAGCUUAACGCUCCUGAACGGAUAAAAACAUAAACGUCAUUUCAUCGCCUCCAAGAUCGUGUACGAGCACAAAAAUAUCAACCGGUUUUUCGUACAGUUUAUUCUCGUUUCUUCACUUUAUUAUAGAGAUUGCCGGUCAGAGUUAGUAUUAAUAACCAUAGAUUUUUCUCAAAGGCCAUGGUCACGAUGAGAAAGACAAGGUAGCAAUGGCUAAAAUUAGAUUUUACAACAGCGACUUCAAUCGAAAUACAGAAGCACACACAAAGCAUUGAGUGGCAACGACUCGCUGUGAUUAUUUUAAAUGGGCUCGGGCCUUCCGUCAGUCACCAUUAUCGGCAACUAUUGAAGCAGAUUUUUUGUCACAUACGAAGGUAUUAUUGAACGCCAACUCAUGACAACAGUUACGACACCGGCUAGAAAAUAACACAGGUUAACGUUAAAUACAUUUUCCGAGCGUUACACAUUAGGCCGCAAGUGAUCAGAAAUCAAAUAUUAGAACUGAUAGUGGGAAAGGCUUUGUAUUGAUGCCAGCAGCCAGUCAGCGGCUGUUCGAUGGAUAUAAUGUAUCAGUUGCAACUUGAACAGCGACGAAAACGCAGGGUAAAAGUAGCAAUGAUGUACGUUCGUAUUAGUUAUAUAAAAAAUGCAGGUGACAUAACACAGAGGCGAACUCGAAAGAUUUAGUAAGGGCAGUUUUGCUAGAGAAACCCAAGUAAUGGCUUGUCGAGUACACGUGAUGCUAUGAGGCAAUACACUUAUUAACUCGACUUCUACUUUUAAGCUUCUAGCUCAGUUAUUCUAGAUAUAACAAAAUUAUCACCGAAGUUUUUUACACAGCAUACUUUAUUAUACUGUCGGCGUUAAGUUCAUCAUUAAUUACAAAGUGGAAUACUUACACGAUAGCUCUUAACUGUGAACAAAGCAAUACUAUGAUUUUUUAGGCUAACGAACGUGUAUUAAUAAUAUUUGCAUUCAUGUCUAAGCAGUGUAGAGAUCCGAUGAGCUUGCGCGAUUGUAACCAAACGCGCAGAUGCGACAGAAUGAGCACAAUCCAUCGUUUUAAAUGAUACUCUUCAAAGUUAAAUAUUUAUUGUAUUAUAUUAUUAUUGUUAUGGCGGAUGAAUGUUGUAGCGCGCAAAAAAUUAAAAAAAAACUAUGUAUAUAAGACCUGUGAAACUUACUGUGUAUUUACUCCUCUACCUCGCAUACCAGUUCAAGGCAUCCUCUACAAAUGUUGGCAACAAGAUAGGCAGAUAUGUUACCAAUAAUAAAAAGCAACUAAAUAACACCAACAGAGCCGAAUAUGCGCUGUCUAGUCUUAGAAGAGAAAUAUAUAUAUAUAUAUAUAUAUUCAACUCAUUUCGAAACAGAAAAUGUUUCAGUUAAACAUAUUUUACUGAGAAUUAUUAAGCAUAGUUUUUUGUACUGCAAAUACACACUAUAAACUGCCAUAUUUGUGCUGAUAUAAAUUCAGCAGUUGUUGCAACGCUAGACCCCGCUAAGCACGAUAAAAGCAAUGUAGCAUAAGAAAAACAUACCAGCUAGUAUAUGAGUAAAAACAACACAGAGAUAAGGAACUUAAAAAAAAAAAAGAGGAAAAAUAGGGUUAAGCUCAUUUGUAACAGGUAAUCUAUAAAAUUUAGAUUUAAACUAUUCUACGAAGAUUUUGUUACAUUUCAGUACUGGUUAUUCCCCUAUCAGAAAUGAUCAAAUAAAUGCCUGAAUGGACAAUUAACCACAAAAUGUAAUUGUCAUCUAUUGCUUUUACUGGCGGCUUGAAACAGGACAAAACUGGGCUGCAUUUUCGUACAGCAUAGAUUUUAGCCACGUCAUUCUUACAUCAUAACACUUAGAUAGAACAACGCGAAUUGAAACUAACACGUGCUACAUUAUGGAAGCUACACGACAAGUGUGAUGGAAAAAAACUCUAACAGUAAUAAGAGAACAGUUGUUUCCGAAUCCGCACAGAAAAUGUAUCAUGCACAUACGUGCUGCAUGGCUGCUCUUGUACUUAGUCGCUUGCUUUAAUUAACCUAUAAUUGUCGAUAUCGUCCGCGAGGGUCGUCGAAUAGACGAAAAUGAUAUUUUCUUAGUUGUAACAGGAUUUUGUAAAACACAUUACACAGAGGCAAUGCGACGCGGCUGGCCGUAACGUUGUAAAUGCAACGCGUUUCGAAGUCAUUCGCCGUUAUCGUCUGGUGGGCGUAACGCGUGUGUGUACCGCCUCGUGCAGCUCUGAAUAAAAUGCAGCACUGAACGGAAACGUUAAAAAGGUAAAUUUGCGAAAUACCAAUUCACAUACAGCGAUCAUAGCACACUCUGUGUAGCAUAAUAGAGGCUAUCUAUCUUGUCGUUGCCACAGUUCACCCUCAAACAUGAUAAGCAACGAAGCUAUUUUUUCAUUAUUAAAGAAAUUACCGAACGGGUCACACGUUACUACACGAACAAUACAGGUCUUCGUUGGAUUGUAAAUUGAAGACUAAAGAAUGUUGCAUAGUCAGCUUCUUAUUUCUAUUAUUAUGUGUGUAAUUAUCAUUGUUCUGUUUACCGAAUCAGAUAUGAAUUGGCUGUUAAUGUGGUGGCUUGCUUAUUUACAGAUUAUCAUGAUGCUUGUCAUGAUACUAUUUUGCUAUAAUGAAAAUGCUGACAGAUGAUCUGUGACGUACGAACAGGCCGAAGAAAGGCUGACACAUCUGUACAGGAUGCCUAAGCUUUAACACCGAUGCGAAAUUGAAUCUGUAGUGUAGAUAAAAUCAGCAAAUAUUGCUCAUUUUGAAUUAAUGAAAUCGCUCUGCAACUAGAAUAAAUGAAAAUGC
Messenger RNA from Varroa destructor (honeybee mite), 5933 nucleotides. RefSeq names its product neprilysin-1-like. NCBI's taxonomy places the organism in Eukaryota, Metazoa, Arthropoda, Arachnida, Mesostigmata, Varroidae. Gene Ontology annotation, cellular component: plasma membrane. The record is from RefSeq and is a predicted model, not a curated record. Gene Ontology annotation, molecular function: metalloendopeptidase activity. Gene Ontology annotation, biological process: protein processing.